GGAACUGGCGGGGGACGCGAUGGACUUUCGCCUUCUUGCCUUCCGCCCCCCAUCUCUCCCACAGAGACAACAUUACCCGCUCCCAUAAUACGCCCGCAUACAGCUCUUAACCAACGCGCCCCAUACCAACCCGCUCUCAUCCAUCAACACUUGCAUAUCGAUCGCUUGCCGCUAUAUCGCCCUUGCUAUUCUCGUUGUGAUUCCAUCGCACAGUCCUCGCACCCGCUCUUAUUUCUUCCCGCUUUUCUCAAUCCGAGCCGCCCUUUAUCGCUUCCCUUCCGCAUUUUUAUCGCCACUAGACCAUCACCAUGACGUCUACGAACCCCGCAUCCGCCACGACCUCGGUCGCUCAGACCGUCUCUACUUCGCCCACGUCGCAGACGCUAUCCCAACAGACAGCCGCCGCCACCCCAGAGCAGCAGCAAUCGCAUCCAGUCCCGAUGACGCCGCCGAAGAGCCCUGCGUCCGCCUCACCUCGCGCGACGCGAGUGCCUGGAUCGACGACUACCGCGCCCGAGGAGAGCCGCGACACCGGUGCCGAGCUCGCCCAGCCUCUUAUCGAACUCGAGGACGGCGAGAUCGCUCGCGACGCUAGCUCGCACGAGGAAGCUUCGGACAGCGACACGGACGUGGAGAUCUUGAUGCACUCUGUCGGGCGUAUGGGUUUGCCGGGCCCCGGAGAGGACGGCGGAGAUGAUCUUCCGGCUCAACGACCUGACGUAUCACCCAUUCUGCCGGCUACGCAAGGUGAUUCGCAUUCGCAAGCACAGCGCCAGGCUCCUGCUUUCAAGCUCCCAGCUUCAUCCGUGGUAUCGUCCCUCGCUCCGCCGGCAUCUGGCGCUCCUUCGUCCGACUUCUCUUCUAACGCUGCGUCGGGCGUCGUCAACUCCAUCCUCAAGUCAACCACCCCCGAGUUUAGACCCGCGCGUCUUCAGACCGUUGUCGAGCAGCAGACGCCUACCGACUCCGAGCAUCCACAUGUUGCCGAGUCCGCGCAGAGCGACGAUUCAGACGCGAACCUACCCCCGAAUGUGUACAUCAAUGGCCUACCUCCCCACUUCCCGGAGACUGAGCUAUACGCUCUCGCCGCACCCUUCGGCGAGGUUCGCAGUGUGCGAAGCUUUACGCGGCACGUCGGCGAGCGCGAGAGCGGCUACGGCUUCGUUCUGUUUGCCAAGUUAGACUCCGCCGAGAAGUGCAUACAGUCCCUUCGGCGUUAUCGUAACCUGCAUCCUACUUUCUCCAAGCAGGUGCACAAGAUUCCCGGCACGCCUUAUGCUGCUCCGAAGCCAUACCCUACGCCUCACGCCGGCAUUGGGCACGAGCAGUUCGGCGACGAUCCCAGCGACGUUUCGUUCAAGGAGAAGAUGGAGAGGCUUCACGACUUCACGAGCACCAACUUAUACAUCGAAGGCCUUCCUUUGAGCAUCGACGAGCCCACCCUAUCUGCGCUUGUUGCACCACAUCAGAUCAAGUCUAGUCGCUUUUUCCAGACCAAGCUUAGCAACCCCCCACGCAUCAUCGCUUUCGUCAGGCUUGAAACUCGCGCUGGUGCUGAGGAAGUCAUUGAGCGCCUUCAUGGGCGCAUGGUCCGCGGCUGGAACGACACCGGUAGCCGCAUCUCUGUGCGCUUUGCGGAUACCGCAGAACAGCGCGAGCUAAGGCGCCAAGAGCGUAACGUGCGCGACGGCGAUCAGUCUUCUUCCCGGUUGACGAUCGCCCAAGCGGCGCUCCUCAACUUGCGCGGCCCAGCCAUGUCGACCACACCGUCUCAGGCCUCUCUGUCGUCAUUCCCGUCCCAUGGCUCGCUGUCUUCCCUUCCCUCUCACGGCUCUCUGUCGGCGCAGCGUCGUCAGCCUCGCGGUCCGAUGGAAGAGAGCAACUUCACGCACGGAAACCACGGUCUUGCCGUUGACUACAACCUGCAGCGCAAGUCCCCCAACCCGUACCAGCAGCGCCGAUCACCGAACCCUCAUCAGUACGACCACCGUAGCGGGGGCCAGCCAACAUUCCGCACGGCGUCCGAGGAGCAGCACAUCCAGCUACCGCCCCCUCAGCGCGACGCGUCAGGUGGAUCUAUGGCGCACCUCCUCGAUUCUCUGCGUAGCUCUGGUCACUCGCAAGGCGGAAGCAGGUUCGAUUACCGCGAGCAAUUCCCGCAGACGCUACGCUCGAGCUCUUCGAGCACGGACCUCUUAAGCGCUGCCGCUGCUUACUCGAACCAGCAUAGCUUCCCCGAGUCGCGCGCGACUCAGGCGCGCAAUGGCUAUACGCCUGCUGAGGAGUACCUGCUUCAGCAAGCUAACAACGACGCGUAUCCCGAGCGCGAGCACAGUGCCUUCCGUCGUCGCCUACCCGGUAGUCGCAUGCAGUCAGAGAGCAAGGAGGGAACUUCGCAAGGCCUCAACGUGGGCGUGCGUGGUUACCGUGCGCAGGCAUCCACCAUGACAUUCCCGCAUCGCUCGCCCGCGCUGACGAUGGACUUCUCGCCCUCGCUGAGCGAAAACGACUUCCACUCCAGCAGCGCGCAUCGUGGCUACCACGGCUCUCACGCGUCGUACUCCGACGAUGAGAGUCCGAACCACGGUUCUCAGGCACACAUCCGGUCGUCGACGCUCCCUCAUCCGCCGACUGACGCUGGUCGUCAACGCCACGCGCAGCACAGCAGCAUCAACAUCCCGCCAUCGUCGCGCGGUCAGUUUGGCUUCGGGCUCAAGAAGAGCGUCGACCGCUAUGGGGAUGGCUCGCCCGCGCUGACGCAGAACUCGCCGUCGAUGGUCAGCCCGUCGCUCACGUACUCGUCGCGGACGCCAGCUACGCUCAGCCCGGCGACUCCGUUUUUCAACACUUUCGCGGGCGAACGCGAUGGCUUCGACGGUGGUCUCAUCGGCGAGAAGCACUCGCAGCAGCUGAGCUCGCGUGCUCCGGCGAUUGCGUCUCAUCGCGAGCAGAUGUAGGCGCGCUCAUCGCUGAACCUGUACGUCCGCCAUGCUGCUUUUCCCUUGCAUGAGUCCUUGGUUCUUGUUCGUCGCUUUCCUGCCGUCGUAUACGUCUCUUGCACGCUUCCUUCUCCCGUCUUCAUGAACACCCAUAGCGUCAUUUGCCUUCGUCCGCGAGAUACCGUUCGUCUGCCCGAUUGAGAUACCAACAGCACCAUUCGCAUAACUGUUCUUCGCACACAUCGCUCUUGCUACCCCGUUAAAACCUCGCGUUUACUCGCACCUACUCUCUUAUACAUCUUGCUAGCCAGUUAAUGAAGGGUAUCCGAUGUCUGUUGCUGCAGUUUCCGUCGCUCUAUCCGUGUACGCACUUUCGAUACGCUCUAUUGUUACUCGUGUUUACAUCCGGCGCGCUACUACUACUCGUGUAUACAGCCCUCGCCUACAUCGCAAUACAGUAUCCGUCAACAACGACGAGCUCAUGUUGAGCAUAAACC
This is a messenger RNA of Schizophyllum commune H4-8, 3436 nucleotides long. RefSeq lists its product as uncharacterized. The record is from RefSeq and is a predicted model, not a curated record. The coding region runs from base 309 to 2957 and encodes 882 amino acids. Gene Ontology annotation, cellular component: ribonucleoprotein complex; nucleus; cytosol. Gene Ontology annotation, molecular function: mRNA 3'-UTR binding; poly(A) binding; poly(U) RNA binding. The transcript is spliced from 8 exons. NCBI's taxonomy places the organism in Eukaryota, Fungi, Basidiomycota, Agaricomycetes, Agaricales, Schizophyllaceae.